UAAUGCGGCGUCUGUGAAAGUGCGUGCGUGACAGCCCCGUGCGUUUAUCAUUCUCCACCCCAUUGGGAAAACAUUCUUCCCUGCUGUUAGUAUAAUUGCUUCGUCUUCGAUCUGCUGUACAUUCUGGAGAGCUCUGUAGUUCUAAGAAUUGCUCAUUCUUUCCGAUUAAUUGAUCAUUAAUUAAUCUAUGGCUGCUCCGAUGAGCGAUGUGGAUCCCGCCGGCGCCGCCGAUUCAGUGGCGUCAACGCCGCGGUCGGAGCGACACGACGACGGCGGUUACCCGCAGUUGCAGCCGCGAAUCCGUUUUAUGUGCAGCUUCGGCGGCAAAAUCCUGCCGCGGCCGCACGACAAUCAGCUCCGGUACGUCGGCGGAGAUACGCGCAUCGUCGCCGUCAACCGCCACACCAAUUUCGCGAUGCUCCUAUCGGUGCUGUCGAAGGUGUCGGGUACAACCGGUAUAAGCGUAAAGUACCAGCUCCCAAGCGAGGACCUGGACGCGCUGAUAACCGUCACGACGGAUGAAGACGUGGAGAACAUGAUGGAGGAGUACGAUCGGCUGGCGCUGGGGCAGAAAUCGGCUCGGCUCCGGCUGUUCCUUUUCCCCACGGACGGCGGGGACUCACGAGCGAGCAGUAUCAGCUCGCUCCUCGACGGCUCGGCUAAGCGCGAGAACUGGUUCUUCGAUGCUCUCAACGGCGGACCGGCGACCGGUCCGGUUCUCGAGCGCGGCCGGUCCGAGGUGUCGUCGAUUGUGUCGGAGGUCCCGGACUACCUAUUCGGGCUGGAUAAUUCCGACGACGCUUUGAAAGAAAGCGCAAAGCUCAGGCACAAAAACCUCGUCAACGAUAAUAUAUCAAUGUCCGACCCGGGAUCGCCGGCUCCGGCGGCGGCGUCGCCUUUCUGCUCUGCGUCGUCGACCCUUGCGCCGCCGGGGAUGCAGGUUAUUCCUGAUCUUCCGCCGGUGAAAACCAAAUCGGCCGAUUUCAGAGAAUCCGAAAUGAUGAGCGAGAAAACGGUUCCCCAGCCCGCCGGGUAUUCGGGUAGCCCGAUGUGGCACUAUCCGAAUCCGGCGGCGGUUCAGCCCAUGCCGGCAGCGGUGUAUUACGUCUCCGGCGGUCACGUCCCCGCCGGAAAUACUCAACAUGUUCCGAUCAGGGCACAGUUUGUUCAGCCGUAUGCGGUUGCGCCGGUGCAAGUUCCGAUCGGAUUUCCGGGAGUCAAUCAGGUGUACGCUCCGGGGGUGAGGCCAUACGAAACGUCCGGCAGAAUAAUCUCCGAUAAUGGAAAUCCGGCGUUGUACUAUGGGGCGAGGCCGAUUGCCGUCGUUCCGGGCGGGGACGAAUUGCCAGGCGGUACCGGGUCGGAUGCGGUACCGGGUCGGGUCACAUAGAACACUUUUCUGGGAGCUAUUUUUAAGUACAGGUACUUGUGGGGUUGAUUGGAUUAUUUUUAUUAUUAUUUAUGGGGAAAGGAUAAAGAAUUAUUGUGCUGUGUCUUAAUGCUUGAUUUGUGGUAAUUUAUGAGAGAUUUGGCCAUGGGACAAUUAUUGGUAAUUUAUGGAGUGUCUAAAGUUUGAGUGUGUUUAUUUGCAGACAAUUGUACAUUCGGAAUAAAAACUGUCUUGACAACAA
Messenger RNA from Andrographis paniculata, 1631 nucleotides. RefSeq lists its product as uncharacterized. The record is from RefSeq and is a predicted model, not a curated record. Gene Ontology annotation, molecular function: protein binding. The coding region runs from base 188 to 1390 and encodes 400 amino acids. The transcript has a single exon. NCBI's taxonomy places the organism in Eukaryota, Viridiplantae, Streptophyta, Magnoliopsida, Lamiales, Acanthaceae.